GGGAGCAGGGGUUUGAGGGACAGUGCAGAAUUGGGGCGAGGUGUAAGUGGGCUAGGCGUGUGAGGGAAGAGGAGGGUUAGGGUGCUUCUGUUGGGGGGAUCUGAAGGCGGAGGGGCGAUCCCACCGUGCGCAGGUGAGAGGGUGCAGGCAGAAGCGUCCUGGGUGCGGGGUCUGCGAGAGGAGCUCGUGCGCUUCCCAGCGCAGGUGAGGGUGUGAGCUCGAAGCCAGGGCCGGAGGUCCAAAGGGCGGAGUUCCAGUCGGAGCUCCUCGGCGAGGGCUGAGCAGGGAUAGGUAGUAGUCCAAGGGGCGCGGGCAGGCGCAGAGGGCCGCAGCACCCCGAGGCUUGGGGUCCGGACGCGGUGAUGCGGUUGCACCUGGGUGCGCUGGCCGGCGCAGCGGCGCUGAGUGGGGCGCUCAGCUUCGUGCUCUUGGCCGCCGCCAUCGGCACGGACUUCUGGUACAUCAUCGACACCGAGCGGCUGGAGAGCCGCGGGCCGGCGGCGCUGGACCGGCUGGGAGCCGCCAACCACAGCCACCCCGAACCUCUGAGCUCCCACUCUGGCCUCUGGCGGACUUGCCGGGUGCGGAGCCCGUGCACCCCGCUGAUGAACCCCUUCUGGCAAGAGAACGUGACAGUCAGCGACUCAAGUCGACAACUUCUCACCAUGCACGGGACGUUUGUGAUCCUGCUUCCGCUCAGCCUGAUCCUGAUGGUUUUUGGGGGAAUGACGGGGUUCCUGAGCUUCCUCCUCCAGGCCUACCUCCUCCUCCUGCUCACUGGGACGCUGUUCCUCUUUGGAGGAGGCCCUCGGCGCCACCUCGCUCCCCGCUGCCCUCAGCGCCGCUCCAGCACUGCGCACGUGGAUUAUCCAGCCGGCACAGCCAGGCUCCAGACAAAACCACACAGACGUGGAGUCUAAACAAACCACCCUUCCCGCGACGGGACUAAAACCGCAGUUCCCAGCGGCACAGCGGGGACCAGGAGAUGCUGGUCAAAGAAAUGAAACUGUAGUAGUUGGAGGAAUAAAUUUGGGGACCCUGUUGUACAGUAACUGGAGUGAACACUUGAAAACUGCGAAGAGGGUGGACUUCAAGCCCUCUCUCCCUAGCAGACAGAGAGACAAACAAACAACAAGAACAAGGCCAAGUGUGUGAGGGACACGUCAGAUCGCUCGGUGGAGCAGCCCAUCAGGGGCGCACGCAUCGGGGCAUCG
Molecule: messenger RNA, 1214 nt
Organism: Chinchilla lanigera (long-tailed chinchilla)
Lineage: Eukaryota; Metazoa; Chordata; Mammalia; Rodentia; Chinchillidae
Gene: Tmem114
Product: transmembrane protein 114
Exons: 4
Coding region: 363-920 (185 amino acids)
Cellular component (GO): apical plasma membrane
Source: RefSeq, a predicted model, not a curated record